AGUGAUUCUGGCCAGGAUAGUCACCGUGUCAAGAAGAGGGUGGGAAUUGCAUUGUACUGCCCGAACAUAUAGAGUCUACUACUAUAAGCGACAUUGGAUUAUUUGUGAAGUGUCGUUCUAGCAAUUUAACAUGGCAGUGGCAGUGAAUGUGCUACUAUUGUUGACAUGUGUCUUAACUCUAGCAACGGCAUCACCUCAUUUUCUGAAGAAGAAACUGAUAUUGACAUCUGACAGUAAUGAUGGAGGUUUCGGAGGUCACGACGGUGGUGGCAGUGCCAGUGGAACAUUCUCCAUUGGUGGAGGAGGAUUCGGGUUGAGUUUUGGUGGUGGCCUGCUGGGAGGUCAUGGAGGAAGCAGCGGUGGUGGUGGUGGUGCUGGCAGUUAUUCUGGUUCCGGAGGAACUGACGUUGGAUAUGCUGGACCUAGCUUCAUUGGAAGUGGUUCAGGUCAAUCACAUGGAUCUGCUGGUUCGUUCAGUGGAUCUAGUAACGGAGUGGUCUCUCACGGAGUAUCAAACGGAGGCGUAGGUGGAGGUUACGACAGUAAUCAUUCUCCAUCGUAUGGGCACGGACAAGCUGGACAUGCGCCGGCAACAGACCUAAGUCCACCGGGAGUAGGAUCGGCGAGUCAUUAUGGUAGUUCAUCUAACAGUUUUGCAAGUGCAAGUGCAAGUAGUUUUGCUAGCGCGAAUGCUGGUACUCAUGGGAAUGGCGGUUUUGCUACCGGUUCCGCUCCAACAGGAGGGUCAGUUGGAUUCACCAGUCCUAAUGGAGGUCAUGGCGGUCAUAGUUCUUCUGGUUUUACUGGCUCCAGCGGUGGACAUGGUGGCUCUGGCGGUUUCACUGGUCAUGGUGGUUCUGCGGGAAGCCACGGAGGAGGAUUCACCAAAGAGAUUACGAUUACAAAACAUGUCGAUCGUCCAGUUGUUGUAGAAAAACCAGUCCCAGUUCCAGUGGAUAGACCGUAUCCGGUUUAUAUUGAGAAGCAAGUUCCAGUUACGGUGAUUAAAGAAGUUCCUGUCGAUAGACCUGUUGCUGUUCCGAUGCCUGCGGGACACGGUGGUGCAGCAAAUAGUGGAUCCUUUGGUGGAAGUUAUGCAUCUGCCUAUGCUGGGGCAAGCAGUUAUGCAUCAUCUGGAAGCUACGGUACUGGAGGCGGACAGUCUGGUUACAAUGGCGGUGGUAAUAGUGGCGGUCAUGGCGGCGGUGGGUAUGGCGGUGGUCACGGUAGUGUAGGCCUUGGCGCUGGUGGUAACGGUGGUAGUAUUGGUGGUAGUUUUGGAGGUGGUUUUGGUGGUGGUCAUGGCGGUGGUGGUAACGGUAUAAGAAAGACAAUUACCAUUGAGAAAACUUUCAAUAAGCCAAAGCAUCAUCAUCAUCAUCACCAUGGAUGGUGAGUUUGUCAAGGUGUUUUUAAGGAGCUUUACGUACAAAAUAUAAAAAAAAACUAUUGUUUCAGACUAGAGUAGUACUAGAUUAGCGAUUCAUAGAAGUAUACUAGACAUAUUAAAAUUGAAUUUAAAAUGUAUGUUUUUAAUUACCGAAUGCUUUCCUUAGGUAGUCUGUAGCGCUUGAAUUGGUGCAAUCACCAUCAAA
Molecule: messenger RNA, 1595 nt
Organism: Topomyia yanbarensis
Lineage: Eukaryota; Metazoa; Arthropoda; Insecta; Diptera; Culicidae
Exons: 2
Coding region: 131-1396 (421 amino acids)
Source: RefSeq, a predicted model, not a curated record